This is a messenger RNA of Cetraspora pellucida, 428 nucleotides long. Lineage: Eukaryota; Fungi; Glomeromycota; Glomeromycetes; Diversisporales; Gigasporaceae. The record is from the annotation of a GenBank genome assembly.
AAAGCAUCUAUUAUAUUGCAUCACGUUCUAGUAUUCAAGAGGUUGAAAAUAUGUCUAUUAAUGAGCCAUCUCAGGAUGAAGAUCUAGAAAAUGAAUUGGAUAAAUCUCAUCAGGAUGUAGCAGUGGAAGGUGAUCAUUUUGGGCAAUGGUUUGUUGACAGCAUUAUAGAGAAUGAAGAGAACAUAAAAAACAACGAUCCAAGUUUUAAUUGGAUUCAGCUAUUUCAUGAUACGAAUGAGCAAGAAAGCAAUACAAAUGAAGGUUUUGUUGAUGAGCUAUUAUUUUAUGGAAGAGUAUGGGGUUUAGCACGUACUGCAACAAACAAACGAAAUUCUGAUUUAGAUGAUGAUUCAAAUAAAGAAAAUGAGUUAAUAAAUGUUCAACUUAGAAAUCCACAAAAAGUAAUUACAAGAGGCAGACCAAAAUCC